Prunus armeniaca (apricot) is the source of this 291-nucleotide messenger RNA. The record is from the annotation of a GenBank genome assembly. NCBI's taxonomy places the organism in Eukaryota, Viridiplantae, Streptophyta, Magnoliopsida, Rosales, Rosaceae.
AUGGUCAGUGGUGGUUCCAUAGGUAGUUGGUUGGUUAGGUUUGACGGUGCUGGCUUGAUUUGGUAUGGGUGGAGUUGUCGAUGGGUUCAAUUGGAUAGUGGUGGUCUGAAUUGGUAUGGGUCGCACUAUUGGUGGGGUCAAUUGGAUGGUGGUAGUUGGAUUUGCUGUGGGUUGUGUGAAUGGGUUUCCAGUGUGGAUGGUGGUGGUGUUGAUGGUGUGGAUGGGGUUUAUUGGGUAAAGGUGAAAGUGAGGCUUGGUGGUUCUUACGGUGGCGGUGCUCUUAUGAGGUGA